AUGACAGAGUCCUCCCUUCUCACCACGCAUCCCACGCCUACCCACUACCCGGUCACCGCCGUUCCCUCUCUGGCCUCUCCCUUAGCCAAUGGCUCUCCCUCAGACACCAAUCUACAAGACGAGGAGGAAUACACCAUCAAGUGCAUCUGUAUCUACGCAGAUGAUGAUGGUAACACCGUAUACUGCCCUAAAUGCGACACCUGGCAGCACAUCGAGUGCUACUAUCAUGGCAAAAAGGUGCCUGAAGAGCAUUUUUGCGCAGACUGUUCCCCUCGAGAUCUUGACGCAAAGAAGGCCACUGAGCGACAGCGCAGACAUCGAGAGGCCCUCGACGGCGGUGACCGGAAGGUCAAGCGACCAACCUCGAAAACACAGAAAAAGAAACACAAGGAGGCGAGUGCGACGGCCGAACAGGUAAAUGGCUGGCAUCAUGAUCGCCAUGAAUCUGUUGUCAGUGCAAGAGAUGGGCCUCCUGCGAAGAAACCAAAGACCAGCCACCGCACCUCGGGUUCUGUCGUCUCAACAAACGGCGAAACUCGAAAACGCGCCACUUCCACAGUUCAGUCAUACCCCAGUCCUUCGAAAUCGCCCCAGGAUCUCUUCCGUUUUCCUGCCAUUCCCACGUAUACCACUGAUUUCCUUGAACUUUAUGACCGCGACGAGGGAAACACGAAUGCUCGGGAUAACGAGCAGACAAUCCAGGCUACCAAUACACUCUUUGCAUGGCGGAAUGACCCGUCUUUGGUGGUCAGCAGUCCCGGGCAACAGCCAACAGCGAAAUCUCCCUUUGUACGUGCCAAUCACAGCCUGGAUCAAAGCACUUGGCCAGAAGUCUCGGUAGAAACCAUCCAGAAGAAAGAGGUAGAAUACGAAGGCAGGUGUCCCACAUGGCGCUUUUUGCGCGUGCAAUCCCCCGUGAAGAAGGACGAAAUUGUUGGCGAAGUUCGUGGUCAGGUCGGCAUGCUGGAAGAGUACUGUCAGCAGAAGUCUUCGUCGAACAGAUGGCAAGAGUUGAGGCACCCGGACCCGUUUGUCUUCUUUCACCCGCACAUGGACAUCUACAUUGAUAGCCGCAAAUCUGGGACUCGCUUCCGGUAUCUGCGACGGUCUUGUCGACCCAAUGUCACCCUGAAAACCUUUGUUUCCGACAACGAGACUCAUCAUUGCUUUGUCGCUAGCAAGGAUAUUCCGGCCGGUGCCGAACUCACCACCAUGUGGUUUCUCGACUCGGCAAAUUUCGCUGCUGAUGAUUCUGAACAAGCCCAAAUUCGACGCCUCGACUGGGUCAGCCGUGUCCUGGCGAAUUUUGGAGACUGUGCCUGUGACGCUGGUCAAGCCUGUUUACUUGCGCCGUUCGAUCGAAGGUAUCCGGCCAAACCGGUGGAAAGUGCUCCGAAGGAAAAGGGAGGCAGGAAAAAGAAAAGUAAGAUGAACCAUACCAUCUCGCCCUUCAGUACUGGACAUGCCACCAACAGUCGCGCAGGAAGCGAACCCAAGGUGCUCGAAGACGAAGACCAAUUCGAUCAUCGGUCAACCUCGGAAUCUUCUCGGAGCGGCAUGCUGAGCAGAGAUAUUACUCCAGUCAACGUUGCAUCUCUUGACGCCGACCCGGUCCUUGGAAACGGCCUGACUGCUCGGGAAUUACGCAAAAUACAAAUGGCGGAGAAAGCGUUUGCACAGCGGGAACAAGAAAAGAAGGAUCAAAAUGGACAAGGCCAGCAGCGGAAAAAGAAACGCACAAGCGGCGGUUCAACCUUGAACACCCCGAAUGUGAGUGCCUCGAAGCCACCAGGACAUCAAAUCACGUCGCACCCCAAUACGCCCAACAACCACCCUCUCAAGUUCAGUGACGCCUCGCUAGGCUCGCCACCGCCACCCAGAGGUUCUGCGGGUCGAGGUAAAUCCACGGAUGCCACCGCCAGGGUAGAGACGAGAAUACCGCGACCUGUAUAUGUCAGUGUUGCAGUUCAGACAGACGCAGAAGAAUCCGAAGUGCCCAUGCUUCCCCCUGCGAAGAGGAGGAAAUUCUGCACGCCCACACAGCGGUUGCUCAGAAGACUUCUGGACGACCGGGUCAAACAUGAGCAGCAAUGUCCUGCACCAGGCUUUCCCGCCUCAGGCCCGAACCACCAUCCGCCUGAGCAUAAUGCAAAGACGGAUGAUGUGGAAAUGGUAGACGCCACUGAAAACGUGGAUAACCGAAGUGUCAUGGAGGCCGAGCCGGACGCGCAGUCUCCUUCAGGAAGCAGCAGCCCUGUCACCGUGGGCGCCACGACGUAUCCUCUCCCUUCACAGGCGGCACACACGUUUAAAGCCUUCCGAACUUCCCCUGCUCCGAAGCUGCACCUGGCAACUCUGCCACCAGUCCCGGUCUUUCCGACGUCGGCAAAUUCUGCUUCAUCGUCCUCUACUACGGUGACGACUCCUGGCCUGACGACGACAGCGACAGCACAGUCGCCCAUCCCAUUCAACUCGGCGUCCUCCAACUCAUACUCCGUACCGAUCAAUCCUGUUGUCACCCCUAGCCCUGCGCGGAAGAAACUCAGUUUAGGAGACUACAUGAGUCGUCGUCUGGCGUCCACGCCUUCCGCUGAGAAGUCCCAGGCUCAGGCGAUUCUGGGCCCAGGCGAGACUGAACUUUCCAAAACGCUGGCAGAAGCGGGACAACACUCGCCUGGGACCAUCGACCCGGGGUUCGGGAAUGCGCAAACCGCCGAGCCGGCUGCUCACCAGAGUACUCCCGAGGCGGGGCUUUCGAGUGGUAUAGUCAAGGACACUCCGAUGAAGGAUGCCGAAGGACCGGCAAACAGCCCUCCUGACAGGUUGGCGCAGGGUUCAAUGGCUGCUUCAUCUCCGACCAAGAUCACGAGUGCUUUACCACCAUCGGAUGGAACGAUUGGCAUACCGAAAGAGAUGUCGACGGUCCUGGCCCAGGUGGCGCCAUCGAGGGGUGUGCGUUAA
Fonsecaea erecta is the source of this 2961-nucleotide messenger RNA. RefSeq lists its product as hypothetical. The transcript has a single exon. NCBI's taxonomy places the organism in Eukaryota, Fungi, Ascomycota, Eurotiomycetes, Chaetothyriales, Herpotrichiellaceae. Gene Ontology annotation, molecular function: protein binding. Bases 1 to 2961 code for a protein of 986 amino acids. The record is from RefSeq and is a predicted model, not a curated record.